AUGACCGAUACUAUCGUUACCAACAACCAAACUCUUCUUCACGUCAAUAUGACGAACGUGACCAAACUCACUCAAACCAACUUUCUCAUGUGGAAGCUUCAAGUUCGGGCUUUGGUCGAUGGCCAUGGUCUCAUUGGGCAUCUGGAUGGUUCUUGCCAGAUCCCGCCGUCCACUAUCACCACCAACGAUGUCGUCUCUGAAAAUCCUGCUUAUGUGGCAUGGAAGCGACAAGACCAGUUGGUUUAUAGUGCCCUCCUUGGCUCUAUUUCCCUGACUGUACAACCUCUCCUUUCUCGCACGACCAUGGCUUCGGAGAUUUGGAGUACCUUGGCAGACACGUUUGCCAAACCCAGCCGUGGUCACGUUCAACAAAUAAAGGACCAACUGAAGGCAUGGACCAAGGGCAAUCGCACGAUUGAUGAGUAUCUCCAAGGGCUUACUACAUGGUUUGAUACUCUUGCUAGCUUGGGAAAACCCUUGGAGCACGAUGACCAGAUCGAAAUCAUCCUUGACGGAUUACCGGAAGAUUAUCGUCCUGUCAUCGACCAGAUUGAAGCUCGUGAUGUCUCUCCCACAAUUGCGUAUGUUCACGAGCGUUUACGUAACCGUGAAGCUAAACUUCUGUCCAAAGCGGCUCCGUCCAUCCAUCCUGUCACGGCAAAUGUUGCUAUGCAGCGGCACAACAACAACUCUAGGGGUGGUUCCUCCAACCGAAAUCGCUCCAACAACAACAACUCCACCCAGUCCGCCUCCCACAAUUCAUCCUCGCGAUCUGAUCAACGGUCGUACCGUCCGUAUCUCGGCAAAUGUCAGUACUGCAAUGUUCAAGGACACUCUGCUCGUCGUUGUCCUCAACUUCAGCACCUUUCGUCCUCCUCUGGCCUCCAACAGCGUACUCUUUCACUCCUUGGCAGCCUCGGGCGAAUCUUGCUCUAG
This is a messenger RNA of Camelina sativa (false flax), 936 nucleotides long. NCBI's taxonomy places the organism in Eukaryota, Viridiplantae, Streptophyta, Magnoliopsida, Brassicales, Brassicaceae. The record is from RefSeq and is a predicted model, not a curated record.